GCCCACCCUGACGUCUGUCUGUCAAUUGACGCCACUUUUGCUCUAUACUUCCCCGCCAACGCGCAGUCUUUGUAAAUUGUCAACUCUUUUUGUUCACAUUUUGCGUCUAUCCAUUACUGUCAGACAAAAUGGGCUCUUCGUCUUCGAAAGUCGCUAAAGGCGCAGCGCGAAAGUAUCCUGCUCGAGCUCCUGGAGCUGCUGUCCCGCAAGCAGUAGCCCGUCAACCAAGGGCAGAGGCACCCAAACCAAAGUCAAAAACCUUGGGGAACAGUGCCAAAGACGACGCUGUUCGCGCUGACGCUAUGGACCCCGACUUCCCAACCGGCGACUUCUCACGCCGUCUACACCAGAUGGGAAUUGCUGACUCGAACCCUACAUAUUCUCCUUCGUCUACAGCCGCGACCCCUCUCGGACCUUCAGCUCCUCCAGGACCUAGCUUUGCACCGAGUCGAAGCAACCCAACCCUCGUAGCGCUCUCAGCUCGAGAUCGACUACAAGACGAAGCGGAGGAAGAUUUCGCAAACAUGGGACGCGAGGGCCGACGAUUCCUCGAUAUGAGGACGUUGGUGGAUGCUAUGAAGUUCCGCGAUCGAGGGAUACCCGAGAAGGAGAUUGAGUCAAGAUUAAGGAUACAACCUGGGCUGUUGAGCAAACUUGGACAGGAGAAGACCUUUUCGCAUGUGACAAGUCCGAACUGAGGGCAAGGAACGAGGGAAUAGAUGGAAAGUCGUCACGAUAUCCGCAAGGAACGAUGUGACAAGUAUAUUACGAUUGUACAAUAUCAUGUUUCUCCUCACUCAAGAGAUAGCAACAAACGAUACCCGAGAACAUACCUCCAAGGCCCAGGUUGCUGCGACUGAAUUGCUUUGGCCCAGAACCUACGUUCUGCAACAUGGCUCUACCACGCAGCAUGGCCACCAUCCAUGCGAAGGUCAGCACCCGUCAUGAAGCUACUCGCAUCACUCAAAAGAAAGACAGCAGCACCGCGAUACUCUUCUGGGGUGCUUAGACGGCCGAGCAUGUUCUCUUUGGGCCACCUCUCGCGACGACCAGGAUAGUCGUUGAAGAGAUUUUGAAGCAUCUGGGUUAGAAUGUAGCCAGGAGAGAGGGUAUUGACGCGGAUGCCGUGUUCUCCCCAUUCCAUUGCAAGAUUACGGGCAAGCUGUACGACUGCAGCUUUGGAGGGGUUAUAAACGCUGAUAAAGUGUUAGUAGCUGAACAUCAUGAUCCGAAGUCGUACUUACGGCGCGAGCAUGCCCUUGUUGGCGAUGGUUGCGCUCAUACUGGCAAUCAUGACAAUACUACCAGGCUGUUUAAGACGAAUCAUCUGACGAGCAGCUGCUUGGGCAGUCAUGAAAGCCCCGGUGAAGUUGAUGCUCAUCAUUCGUUCGGUUUCUUCCAUCGAGUAGUCAAUUGCUGGUGUUUCGUGGUUGAUACCCGCAGCAGCGAUGAGACCAUCUAGACGACCUGCGCCAUUGGCGAUAUCUUCGAAGAUGCGAUUGAGAUCUGGGACAUCUCUUACAUCGACUUGAUGGUAAUGAAGUGAGGUACCAAGUUUACGCGCUCGGUCUGAGACUUGUGAGAAGUUGGACUUUGGAUCCUCAACUGGCGAGGGCAGUCUAUCAACAGCGUGGACUAUUAUACUCAGAAUUUAGCAAUUGAUAUACUCUUAAUGGUCUCUCUCACCAGUAGCUCCGGCUUCAAUAAGAGCUUCAAUCUGAACAAGACCUAAACCUCUCGCGCCUCCCGACACGACAAUGGCUUUGUCUUUGAGGCUGAACUCUGGUAGAAGAUGAGGCUGACCCAGUGCCGCAUUGUGUUGAGGAGGAGUGCAGUGAAAGGCACGAAUAGCUACUGGGACAUAUCUCGUUGUUGGGCGAGGAAAAGCUUGUCUCUGGAGAGGCUGACGAGCCAGUGUUCGAAGGAUGGGAGAGAACUUGUUCAUUGUGGAAGCUUAUGAGGCUGGCGAUACCACAGAUGCUUACAUAUAUUCUAGGACAGACUACGUUCAGUGGUAGCUCGGGGUGCUUUUGUACCAAAGUCAAUGGCAGCCAUUAAUUACAUGCGAUGGCCACGAGGGGAAUGCUCAGUACGGAUAGAUUCUAGUUGCAUCAGUGGCGGUUCUUCGUCACCUUUACCGCACUCCGGAAGAACAAGUCACGGGGGAUCUUUAUGCCCCAGAAUGGGAAUCAUCAUCAAUUCAGACAUUGUCGAGGGUGUGUAUGAAGAGAAUGUGCCUCGGUCUUGCAGAAUGAAGUCGAUGACAGGCCAAGCUUUCCUAUCCCCGGAGCCACUAGGACGUUAUUGAUGAUCCCGGUGAGGCUCGGGUUUCCUUGCAGAGUUAAAUCAGGUCCUGGCUGAGCGAGGAUCACCGUCAGCCAUUUGACUCCCUACCUCCCUGGCUUACUUACACUUGAUCUCCAG
Fusarium odoratissimum NRRL 54006 is the source of this 2424-nucleotide messenger RNA. RefSeq lists its product as uncharacterized. The record is from RefSeq and is a predicted model, not a curated record. Bases 129 to 698 code for a protein of 189 amino acids. Lineage: Eukaryota; Fungi; Ascomycota; Sordariomycetes; Hypocreales; Nectriaceae. The transcript has 2 exons.